AUGGAUACAGAGGGAAUCACAGAGGACCACGGAGCCGACCACGGAGCCGGGGAUCUAGCGCAAUCUGCUGCUAUGAAACUGUCUGAGAUAGGCGAAAGAACUAAACAACUAGGUACUAAAUUCAAAGACCCUGAGCGACAGAGACGGAUUAUUCUAGUGAUUGUCUGUGUAGCACUUCUAUUAGAUAACAUGCUUUACAUGGUAAUUGUGCCGAUCAUACCAGACUAUUUGGCAGAAUUACAAAGUGAGGCAGAUCACGCUUCGUUUAAUGCACGAGUAAUAAAUGCCGGGAAUUCCUCGAAUCAUACUAUCUUUAAAGCCACCAAAGGCAACUUCGACCUGCAGAUUGGUGUACUUUUUGCGUCCAAAGCCAUAUUGCAGCUUUUGGUCAACCCGUUGACCGGGACGUUCAUUGACCGGGUCGGCUAUGACCUUCCUCUGUUCAUCGGACUCAUCAUCAUGUUUUUUUCCACUUGUCUAUUCGCCUUCGCCGAUAAUUACGUGUCUCUGUUCGCGGCGAGGAGCUUGCAGGGCUUGGGCUCAGCGUUCGCAGAUACAUCAGGCAUCGCCAUGAUAGCGGAUAAGUACACGGAGGAGGCGGAGAGGAGCAGAGCCCUGGGUAUCGCCCUGGCAUUCAUCUCUUUCGGCAGCUUAGUGGCGCCUCCCUUCGGGGGCAUCCUGUACGAGUUCUGUGGGAAACGGGUGCCCUUCAUUGUGCUGGCCUGCAUCUGUUUCACGGACGGCAUGCUGUGCCUGACCGUGUUAAAGCCCUUCUCCAGAGGGGAGAGAGAGAACAUGCCCGUGGGCACCCCCAUCUACAAACUGAUGAUCGACCCCUACAUAGUUGUGGUGGCGGGUGCCCUGACCACCUGUAACAUCCCGCUGGCCUUCCUGGAGCCCACCAUCGCAAACUGGAUGGAAGAAACCAUGCACUCUUCCCAAUGGGAGAUCGGCCUUGCCUGGCUUCCCGCGUUCUUCCCGCAUGUCCUGGGUGUGUACAUCACCGUCAAACUCGCGGCUAAGUACCCACACCUGCAGUGGUUCUACGGGGCCUUGGGCAUGGUGAUAAUCGGCGCCAGUUCGUGCACCGUGCCAGCCUGUAAGACCUUCGGCCAGCUGAUGGGUCCACUGUGUGGCAUCUGCUUUGGCAUCGCCCUGGUGGACACGGCGCUACUGCCUACACUCGCUUUCCUGGUGGACGUGCGGCAUGUGUCGGUGUACGGCAGUGUGUACGCCAUCGCGGACAUCUCCUACUGCGUGGCCUACGCCCUGGGCCCUGUGGUGGCCGGACAGAUAGUCCACGACCUGGGCUUCAUUCAGCUCAACCUGGGCAUGGGCCUCGCCAAUGUGCUUUACGCACCAGCGCUCCUCUUACUAAAGAACGUGUGCCAAAUGAAACCUUCAAACUCGGAGAGAGGCAUGCUACUGGAGGAAGGCCCCACGGGUCUCUACGACACAAUAAAAACUCAGGAACGCGAGAGGAAGAGGAAGGGGUUAAGUAAUGUUGUUGAUGAGAAUGGCAUAGACAGGUAUUCUGAAGAAGAGUCAUUUGAAUAUGCGUAA
Molecule: messenger RNA, 1563 nt
Organism: Salvelinus namaycush (lake trout)
Lineage: Eukaryota; Metazoa; Chordata; Actinopteri; Salmoniformes; Salmonidae
Product: probable vesicular acetylcholine transporter-A
Exons: 1
Coding region: 1-1563 (520 amino acids)
Biological process (GO): transmembrane transport; chemical synaptic transmission
Cellular component (GO): AP-1 adaptor complex; terminal bouton; AP-2 adaptor complex
Molecular function (GO): acetylcholine transmembrane transporter activity
Source: RefSeq, a predicted model, not a curated record